Dermacentor andersoni is the source of this 4277-nucleotide messenger RNA. RefSeq names its product nuclear pore complex protein Nup160 (gene Nup160). Gene Ontology annotation, molecular function: structural constituent of nuclear pore. NCBI's taxonomy places the organism in Eukaryota, Metazoa, Arthropoda, Arachnida, Ixodida, Ixodidae. Gene Ontology annotation, cellular component: nuclear pore. The record is from RefSeq and is a predicted model, not a curated record.
CCUGCCUAGCCGGCCUCUGCGGCAUUUCCAGCGCGCGCGCGUUGGAUACAUGUUAACUUUUCAAAACAAAACCCUUCACAAUGCUUGAAGGCAACAAAUACGUCAAGUUUGUCGAAGUUCCAUUGCGCGAGACCUCGCCGCCGAAAUGGAAGGAGCUGACCAUCAACACGGGCGCGGCGCAGAGCACGCUCGAGGACAUCAAACUCACCGAGCGAGCCGGCGGGUAUGCUUACCGAGAGGACCCGGCAUCGGCCAACGCGACACGGAACCGAUUUAUCUACUGGAAAACCAACCACAAUGUUCUGGAACUAACUGAGGAAUCGUUAGACGUGGACCUAGUUGGAAAUAAGCUGCGUCUGCGCUUCCAGCACACGCCUCUGCUGGAAGGAGUGUCCAUCUUCGAGACCAGGAACAACCUCGUUGUCCUCGCGGCGACCAUAGCGAGCGUCCACCGUCUCUCAUUCCCACACCCUCGGUUACUCAGCCCGGACCCCGGAUCCCAGUUUCCCUCUACGUACAGCAUCCGCUCCGUCUUCUUCGACGCCUCGGCUACAUUGCUUCGAGACUACCACGUCCUGAAUCACGCGGGACUUGGCACCACACUGUCCCACAACUCGUGCAGCUGGCUCGGAGCGAAUGGCGAAGCCAUCUUCGUGCUCGGCACUAACACUUCCACGCUCUUCGUGGUGUCCAUUGACCCGCAGGAAGUGGGCGGCCAGGUAUCGACCAUGGAGAUUCGGAAGAGCGCCAGCGUGACUCGCUUUCUGAGUGGCAUUCUUCCCGCCUCGAUGCGAAGCGACGAGGCGUCGCUGAGCCUUGUGUGUCAUCAAGCCGACGACGACAUUUUCAUCUUCGCUCUGUCUAGGGAUCUCCGCAUCCGACAGUGGUCGUACAGGAGCCAGGACUUGCUCUCCAUGUGCUCUGUGCUGGACCAUUGGCCGGCCUCAAAGUCAGCGUCGGGGCUCGGCGGCCGCCAGUCGUGCAUGGUCAAGGCGACCGAUAGCUCUGGCGUCGACGUGUACCUCGGCGUCUACGCGUGCUUUCCAGAGGGGAACCACUUCUUCGUAUUCCAGCCUAUUCAGCCUCAGGGCGGUGGCCACAAGAUGGUUCUGAUAACAAACAUAAGAGCCCCAGGGAACGACCUCGUCGACUUUUGUUUGUUGGACUCUACCCUGUGGACACUCUGGGUCCAACAAAAUGAUGAGCCACUCAUCUGCACGUUGUGUAUCGAUGCGCUUGACAGUCCCAGUGGCAGUUGGGCUGGUGUCCAUCUGCAGCCUAGUGUUCCACCAGAGAAAAUCACCGUGCCUGCCACUCUGGAUGCGCGAGAAUUCUACCUCGAGAAAAUAAUUGGACAAAAUGCUUUUUCCUUCAACACCCUUUACAAAGUACUAGGCACAUACGGCCGGCGUGGAGAGCUAUCUGCUGAUCAUGGCCGCCGUAAUCUAAAAGAGGACAUUGUGAGCACUGUUGAAUCAGAAAUUCAUGCCAAUGCUGUGGAGGUUGAGCUUGGUGAUCAGGAGUAUGUGAACCUGGCCCUACAGUGCUGGGGAAAAUUUUAUUAUGCCUGCACAGAGUAUCACGCUGUUGGCCUGAAGCCACUUGGCUUGUUUGUGGACCCAAGCACAGGGAUGGCAGCCCUCAUUCGGCGUGACCACGUAUCCUUGCUGAGGCCAUGCGAGUGGCAAGAAAGCUGUAUACUUUCCGAAGAACUUCCACCGUGGUGCAGUGAUGUGGCGGAUGAAGGCGUACAGGCACUUGCAUCCUGCCUAAAAAUGAUUAAUUCAUGUUUGACUCCAGACUUGUUGGUUGAGUUUUCACAAGGCCUGUACUUCAUGGAAGACUUUCAAAGCCUGAUUGAAAAAGUGGUUGCCCACCUGUUGGGCCCAGAGUACAGCAUUGUGGUGAAUAAGAUUAUUGACACAGUUCACACUAACCUGCCAUCACUGAAGAAGCUUAUUGAUUCUAUGGACCUUUCACUAGUGAACCCAUGCACGACACCUCGAGGUCUCCACUUCAGUGUGUGGAGCCUUCUGUUCGGCAGUACGACUGGCUGUGAUUUCAUGGCUGCAUGUCUGCACCAAGUGAUGCAUUUUCGUUUCACAUUCUGCCAAAACUUGCUACUGCUCCAAGGUCUCAUAGUUGCUGCAGGGCAUAACAGGGAUGCUUUAGACCGCCUCAUCAGCAGAAAGCUUAUUCCUGAGACACAGAGACUUGUGCGGGCAUACUAUGCAGCUCUGUGGGCCACAGAAGCAGAAGGUGCACCUUUAGCAAAUACUCUCGAAGGAGGCAUGAAAGGGAUGGCUAUAAGUAGCAGCUCUGAUGGAUUUGGCAUCAUCAGCCAGAAUGCAGAACAGUAUGGCCUUGUUUGGGUUUUUCUGAGGAAUGGAGGUGGAGAGGCAGUUAGGCGGCAACUCUCUGAGAAGUAUGAACUUGAGCCAAGCCAAAUCUGGACAGCGAUUCUUCCAUCAUUUAUAUCCAUUGCAGCAGAGUUGAUAUGGCCAUUCUCGGAUAACUGUACCUUCCCGAGGUCCUUGCUCGAGCUAAAUCAGCACCUCCAGCUGCAAGAGUAUGUCCGACUGCUAACGGACUGGUGCUCCAACAAUUGGGAGACAAGAACAUACCUCCUAGCCACCAGCUUUCUUGUGUGCCACGAGUAUCACAAGGCUUGCAUGCUUUAUCAAAAACUUGCAUACGAACGUGUUCCCACCGAGCCUUACAUAAUGCAGCAGAUUGGGAGGAUGAGAAGCAUCGACUCAUCAUCUGAACUAUCUUUGCUGCCCCUGUACUUUCUGAAAGUAAUCGAUGCAUUCACAGAUGCCCCUGAUUGUGUAAUCAGUCUAGCUGAAGCAGCUCUGAAGUGCACGCCUAAGGAUGACCCUAAUGUCCCGGGGUUGUGGUCACUGCUGUUCAAGCACCAACUGCAGCUGGGUCACAUCACCGAAGCAUAUCAUGCCAUGAUACAGAAUCCAAAUGGUGACCACCGCAGCGUCUGUCUGAACCAGUUAGUGGUUGUGCUAUGCGAAAGGCGUCAGCUCUCAACAUUUGUCACAUUCCCAUUCAAAGGGGUUGAAACUGAUGUCGUCCACAUCCUGGAGGGACGUGCAAGAGCAACCGAUGUUGCAGAACAGCAUUACUAUGAUGUCCUCUAUUGCAUGCAUGUCAAUUCGAAAAAGUAUCGGAGAGCUGCAUCAGCAAUGUAUGAGCACGCCUUCCGGCUUCAACAGGAAGCUACCGGAUCAGAGAGCCUUAAGAAACAAGAACUGUGCCUCCUUGCUGCUAUCAACUGCCUGCUGCUUGUGAAGCCUGAAGAUGCGUGGGUUGCCAUGCCUCUACCCAUUGGCAGACAGCCGGACAGGUCAGCAAAGCGUGACAACACAGGUGAAGAGAUUCCACAGGCACUACCAGGAAAAUUGGAGGUGAUCCAAGUUGAGGACGUCCGCCGCAAGCUGAGUCUGGUACGUGCAUGGCUUCAGCUCGUUGAAUCUAGCCAAGACAGCAUCCGCAUGCCGCUCACUCCCGAGGAAACUGUUCUUCUUCUGGUGGGCUGUGGCCACUUCAACAUUGCCAUUCGUAUUUGCAAGCAGUUUUCCAUGAACCUGAAUCCUGUGUUCGAGGGCGUUGUCCAGCAGUGCAUAAAGAGCUUGCCUGCUCAAACGAUCCGGAGUGCUCGGACCAUCAACCCACAGUGGAUCAUCGAGAAUCCAAAGGCAGUGCUGGACAUCCCUGGACAGGCGUGGCUCCUUCUUCAUCACUACCUGGAACAGCAUGAGAGAGAGCCAGGAACCACUCGUUAUCACCGCCUAAUUACAAGCAAGCUUUUGUGCAAUGGCUACUCGCUUCCACCUUGGCUGACUGAAUCGUACAAGAAGCGUGAUGCACCAGAGCUUUUGCGGCUUCUGAUCGCAUAUUCACGUCUCGAAGAGGCAACAGACAUAUCGAUCGAAUAUGUUGAUGCUGUGCUGGGAAAAGGAAAAGAGUACUUUGGUUUGACCUCAGCAUUGCAUGCGAACUUGCCUCCCGUCUGGUUGCCCCACACAACUUUUGACCGCCUUCUUGUGGCACUGAAGAGCUCACCCAAAAUGGAAAGCCAACAUCAGAAACUGAGCCAAAAGUUGAAAGACUACUUCAAGACUCUUGAACGUGUGUCUUUCGCCAUGCGAAGAUAAUGUCCCAUGAACGUGUGCUUUUGCUUUUAAGUUAUGUCAAAUAGUGUCACAUAAGAUGUUUCGCGAAAGUGUAUUUUCAUUUAAUAAACAAUUCAGUUUCCCUGUUAA